Messenger RNA from Anthonomus grandis grandis, 971 nucleotides. RefSeq names its product vesicle transport protein USE1 (gene Use1). NCBI's taxonomy places the organism in Eukaryota, Metazoa, Arthropoda, Insecta, Coleoptera, Curculionidae. Gene Ontology annotation, biological process: retrograde vesicle-mediated transport, Golgi to endoplasmic reticulum. The record is from RefSeq and is a predicted model, not a curated record. Gene Ontology annotation, molecular function: SNAP receptor activity. The transcript has 5 exons. Gene Ontology annotation, cellular component: SNARE complex; endoplasmic reticulum. Bases 143 to 775 code for a protein of 210 amino acids.
UAUUUGAAAAUAAACACGUCAAUCCCUUCCUAGGGUUUUAAAUAUAUUGAUGAAAAACUUGUAGGUCUUAUUUAGAAAACAGUGAUUUUUUAAAUAAAUCUGUAUUGUUAAGAGAAAGUGUGUAAAACAAAAAUUUGCGAGUAUGGGACUAUCCAGGCAGGAAAUUAAUUUACGAAGACUGUUGGCCAAAUGUGAACUUCUGAGUAAAAACCAGAAAGAGGACGAAAGAUUCGAAAAAUAUAUAAGUACUUUGGAGGAAAUGGUGCAAGAAGUAAAGAAAAAUACUGAUACACCAAUAGAGUCGAUAAAGAAUUAUCAAAGUAGAAUAAAGAAUAUAAAAUUGAAACUAGGCAUUACAACUAUAAGCAAAUUCGACGAAUUUAAUGAUCCACUUGCUAUGAGGGAAGAAUUAUUAGGGUUGCGGAACAGGAAUGUGAAACAAAACAUGGCUCCUGAAUCCGCUGAUUUAGAUCAAGUUUUGAAAUACCAGGAGGAUUUCCAAAACAAAAUAGCGGAGGAAAUGCUUGAAUUUACGAAAACUUUGAAAGAGCAGUCUGAACUCGCGAAUAAAAUCAUUAAGAAGGAUACUGAGGUUGUGAGUAAUUCAACACAAUUAACUGACCAAAAUUAUUCCAAAUUGAUGGUUGAAUCAACUAAAUUAGCUGAACAUACUAAAAGAGCCUGGAAAUGCUGGUUGUGGAUUAUUUUAGCUAUUGUGUUCAUAGUUUUUAUAAAUAUGGUUUUAUUCAUGAAAGUUAUGAAGAAAAGUAAAUGAAUGAUCAAGGUGGUUUUGACUCAUUCUAAUAAAAGUGGCUUUUCACGAUUUCAUUAUGUGGGGUUUCCGACUAUAUAGAAGUAUAUAUUUCGCACAUGUUUAUCGCAAUUUAUACUGGUUUAUUUACUAGUUUAUAAGAAUUUUAUAAAAAAAAAUAUUAUGAUAGUUCCAACAAAAUAAAGCACUUUUGAUAUUA